This is a messenger RNA of Mytilus trossulus (common blue mussel), 1409 nucleotides long. RefSeq lists its product as uncharacterized. The transcript is spliced from 4 exons. NCBI's taxonomy places the organism in Eukaryota, Metazoa, Mollusca, Bivalvia, Mytilida, Mytilidae. The coding region runs from base 109 to 402 and encodes 97 amino acids. The record is from RefSeq and is a predicted model, not a curated record.
UGUAAUGCUAACGUAAAAUAGAAAAUAUAAGAUAUCAGGAAGUAGACAAAUUUGUUUUUGUAAAACAUAUAGAAUCCAUUUUAUACGACAAACAUUUAUAAAUAAAGAAUGGUAGAUACAGUGUCACUAGCUGUACGUUCAGAUAGAUACAGAAAUUCAUGUGAUAAUCAAGGAAUAGUUAUAGUCCAUCCGACCUCAUUUGUUCAACGAACAUUAAUUCAUGGGCCAGAUGACAAUGGUGUCACUGGUAUAGAAAAUCCUGGAUAUAUGCAACAGCCUCCACCGUACACUGAAAUUACAGGUCCAAACUCAACACAAUCAUCAGCACCACCAGCAAACGUCCAAGUCAUCAAAGCCCCGGGCUAUACAGAACAAUAUAAUCGGAAUACACCGGGUUAUUAGUGCAUUUGAGUCAAUAUGACUAUUUUUGUAAAUGCUUACCAUGCCACUAACCUGAAUUCAAUUGUAUAUCAUAUUUGAACGAGUUCAUGUUAUCAGAAGCCAAACAAAUGUACUAUUCAAGACUUUUGUAUUCUGUAAAUCAAUUUAAAUAUGACAGUACACAGUCGACAGUUUCUACAAAAAGAUAUUUAUGCUACUUUUUUUGUAGUGAUCAGCAUGUAAAUUGAUAAUUGACUCUUUAGAAAUAGAAAUGCUUUAGAGACAACAUUCAAUGUAUUCAGGUUAAAUACAUUUUAUCAAAACUUUGUAAACAGAGCAAAGAAAGACAGUUUUACAAAUCAAUUUUGAUUGCAGAUUGAAUAAGCAAUGUACAAAUAAUACUUUAGGAUUAAGACUUUUUAUACCCACAUAAAUCGCAGUCUUGCUACUUAUUGACUUUAUUGUCAUACAUUUUCAAAAUAGCCUUAUUUAAACAUUAAUCCUUACUUUAUGAUAUAUUAAACAUCAUCACGAUAGUUGAGUGUACAGGAACCAGGACCUUACGGUUGAAAACGACAGCAUUGUUUUAAACAACAUACAUGUGGAUUAAAAUUAAAAUUGAUUUGUGUAUAAAAGCAAACUUCCUAUAUGCCAACCAAUAUCACUCUGUUAGAAUUUAAGGAAAAGUACUAUUGAGGUUGUGAUUUUUUCAAAUUAGAUAGCAACGGUAAACAAGCUUACCACAUGUGGAGCAGGAUCUGCUUACCCUUUCGGAGCACCUGAUAUCGCCAAAAGGUUUUGCUUGGGUUCGUGUUGCUUAGUCUCUUGUUUCUUAUGUUGUGUUUUGUGUUCUAUUAUUUGUCUGUUUGUGUUUUACUUUGUUGUCCAUGGCGUUGUCAGUUUAUUUUUGAUAUUUCAGUUUGACGGUCAUACUGGCAUCUCUCGCCCCUCUUUUGCAAUUGUUUACAAACAAUUGUCAAUAUAUUUAUUUUAGAAUUUUGACCUUUGUCUAUUAUAUUCAUCUAGUA